AUGACAUCAAAUUAUAAGUCUUACAAUGUUUUUGAUUAUAAUUUAAGGUUUAUGAAAGAUGAUAAAAGGAAUAUGGAUAGAGAAAGAACAAGUGAUAAGGGCAAGGAAAAUAUAUCCUUAAGGAUAAAUUCAGAUAUGAGAAAAAAAAUAUAUUUAUUAGAGACAAAUACAAAAAGUCAUAAAGAUGAAAAGGAUGAGAAAUAUAAGAAUAUAAGCUCAUCAAAUUAUAUGAAACAUAACACUUAUGAUGAUAAGAAUAUGGUUGUAAAAGAUGAUAUGUCAAAUUUAAGCUCUAUAAAAUAUAAUAUACAAAUAAAUAAAAAUAAUAAUAAUAAUAAUAAUAAGAGUCUUAUUGUGGAAGAAAAGGAAAAAUCUAAUAAUAGAUCGAUUAUGUUAUUAAACCAUAAGAGAAAGUAUGACCCAGAUUAUAUCUCAGAUGAAAAGAAUAUAAAGAGAAAAAAAAUAAAUGAUAUUAUUAAUAAAUAUAAAAAAAAAAUGAUAAUUACUUCAAAUGAAGAAAAUGAUGAAAAAUAUAGUAAUAAAGGAUCAUUUAAUAUUUCAGAUGAUAAUGAUGAUGAUGAUGAGGAGGGGGAUAAUAAAAGUAGUAGUUACAAUAUAAAUCGUAAAAAUUAUUCUACAGAAAAUAAUGAUAAAAAAUAUAAUUUUCAUAUAACAUCUUUAGAAAAAACGGAUAAGAUAAAUAAUGAGAUGAAAGAAUACUCAACUAAAGAUACCAUUGAACUAAGAAGGAUAGAAUCCAUAUCACAUGGAUCAAGUGAAAAUAAAGCAAAUAUUAAUUCAUAUGAUAUAGAAAAAAUACACGAUGAAAAAAAGGAUAAGAAUGAAAUGCUUAAUAAUUUAGAUAUAAAUUUAUAUAAAGAAGAAAAAUGUUUAAGUUAUAAUAAUAGGAAGGAAAAUGACUUGAAUAAAAUUGACAUAUGUAAACAACUAAAUGUAAAUUCUAAGGAGCUUAAAUAUGAUAAAUAUGAAAAGGAUAAUAAUAUAUAUAAUAAUCAUAGUGAUAAUGAAAAAUAUGUAGAUCAUACUAAUGUAUAUGAUAAAAAUUCAAGUUCUCAUAAUGUAAGUUUAAAUGAUUUAUUUAAUGAAGGCAAUUUCAUGUUAGACGAAAAAAAAAUUAGAGAUAAAUUUAAAGAAGUCAAAUUAAUUGAGAAAUCACUUGAAAGAAAUAAUUCUGGAAUAUAUGAAAAUGAACUAAAAGAAGGUGAUACUGACAAAAAGGAUGAAUUAGAAAAAUUGAAAGUGGAUAUGACAAUAAAAAAUAUUAAUGAAAAAAAAAAUAAAGUAAUUUCAUAUGAUAAAAACUAUUCUGAGAAUAAUGAAAUAAAAUCUAUAAGAAGUGAAAAUACUGACAGGGGAGAAACGAAUAGAUCAUUUUUAGAUGAUAGAAAUGAUGAAAAGGAAAUGUCUCAUAUAAAUAACAAUAAUGAUAGUGUUAAAAAAAAUAAUAAUAAUAAUAUUGUUCAUAAUGUAGGGGAAUCACAUGAAGAUAUGUUUUAUAAGGCUAAUAAAUUAUCUGAAAAAAUCGACAGUAUUGUACAAAAUAUUAAAUAUAUCAAAAAAGUAAAAAAUUCAAAUUCUGAUAAAAAUAAUAUUGAUGUUAACAUUUCAGAUGGUAUAUCGAAUGAUGAGGCACAUAUGAAAAAUAUUACAAAUUAUGUAGAUUAUAAAAAAUUAUAUUAUGAUAAUGAUAAAAUGGAGAAUAUCAAAAAUACUUUGAAGAAAAAUGUAUAUAAUAAUAAAAAUGAAUUAUUGAACAAAAAUGAUACAAAAUUAAUGAUAAGUGGAAAUAAUAAUCAAAAGGAAAAUGUACGCAAUGAUGAAAAUUAUCUUUUAAAUGAUAUAAAUGAUUGUACAAAAGAUUUAAAUAAUAAAAAAUCAAAGGGUAAUAUUGAUGUUCAUAAUAAUACAACAUUUUUUGAUGCUAUGGAAUAUUCUAUAGGUUAUGAUAAAGAACAAUACAAUAAAAAUUUAGAAGAAGAUAAUGUUAUUACAAGAAUUUCAUCAAAUAAAAAUAAUAUGCAAAUAAAUUCCUCUUCAUCUAAUAAUAAAAAUUAUAUAAGUAAAAAUAAAUGGAAUAAUUUAAAAGAUAAAUAUUUCGAUAUGAUGAAAUCAAGUGGUGUAGAUAAUAUUAUAACUAUUAAAAAAAAUGAUCUUAUAGUACAAAAUAAUGAAAAAUAUAAUGAUAUUUUUAACAAAUCACAUGUCCAUAAAAACACAGAAAGGUUAAAAAGUUUUAAUAAUAACAAUUAUAAGGAUACACAUAUUUUAAAUAAUAAAAUAAAUGGUGAUAUCCAUAAAGAUGUUAAAAGUGAUAAUAUUGAAAAUAAAAUAAAGGAAACGAAGAAAAUAAAAAAAAAGGAAAAUAUAUUAAACAGUAUAAAUCAAGAAAAAAAUGUCGAAAAUAAAAAUAUUGUUAAUAAAAUGUCAUAUUCAAAAAAAAAUAUUUUAUCAAAAAGUUAUGCAGAAAAAAGUCAUUUAUAUAAUAUGAAAGAAAAAAAAAAUAAUAAUAAUAAUAUUAAUUUGAAGACAUGUAAAGAAAAGAAUACUUUAUUUUAUUCUGUUGAUUUCUCAAACCAACAAAAAAAAAAUGAUAUUGAUAAACGAUUAUGUGAUGAUUUAUUAUCUUCAGCUAUUGAUGAUUCGAUUGAAAGAAAAAUAAUAUAUGAAAAUAUAAUAAAAUUUUCCAAAAUAAAUGUAAAUAAUGAUCAUGAAUUAGUAGAUAAACAUUCAGAUGAAAACACGAAAAAAGAAAAUUCCAAUGAAAGAUUAAAAGAAGAAUUGGAUAUUAUUAAAAAUUAUUAUAGUGAAGAAAAAUUAAAAAGAGAGGAGGAAGAUAAACUGAGAAAUGAAAUCCAACAAAAAAGAAAAAUGUAUGAAUUAAAAAUUCGAAAAGAUUUUCAGGAAAAAAUAAGACUUAGAAGGGAAGAAUAUGAAAAAAGGUUAAACGAAGAUAAAAUAAAUAAUUUACACCAUGAUAAUGCAAAAAAGGAAUUACCAAAUGGUAUAGCAGAUGGUAAACCGAAUGUUAUUGAAAAUAAAGAAAAGGAAACGAAAGAUAUAACUUAUAAUAAUGUAAAAGAAGAAAGUAAUAUUAAAAAUUAUGAUAAUAAUAAUAUUAAAAAUUAUGAUGAUAAUAAUAAUAUUAAAAAUUAUGAUAAUAAUAAUAUUAAAAAUUAUGAUAAUAAUAAUAUUAAAAAUUAUGAUAAUAAUAAUAUUAAUAAAAAUUAUUAUUAUUAUUAUCAUUAUGAUGAAUUGAGAAACGAAAAUUAUAAAGACAAUAACAAAAAAAGAAGAAGAAACAGAUUUGAAGAUUAUUCAAGUGAUGGAAGUUAUUAUAAAUAUAUGUAUUGUAAUUUAUAUGAAGAAAGAUGUAACAAUAAAAUGAAAAAUCAUUUUUAUGAUAUAAGUGAUAAUUUAUAUUUACAGGAAUGUUCUGAUAACUUCUUUCAUAAUAAUAAAAUCUCCUCUUCUUCUAUUUAUAAAUCACCUUCACAUAGUUUUGAUAACGAAUUAAUAUCAUUAAGUAAAAUAAAAUUUGAUGAUUUUGAUUACAAUUAUUUAAAUGAAAUCCACAGAUCUGUAUCUAAAACGAAAGAGAGAAAAUCAAGUUGGUAUUCUGAAUUUAGUGAAGAAGAGGAAAAGUUAAAAAAUUGCAACUUAGUUAAACCUAAGGUUAUUUUAACUAAUAGUGAAAAGAGUUAUGAAAAAAAAUUUAUUGAAAACUCCGAAGGGGAUAGGAAAAUUAAUGGGGAAUAUGAAAAGAGUGAUAUAUAUAAAAAGAGUGAUAUAUAUAAAAAGAGUGAUAUAUAUGAAAAGAGUGAUAUAUAUGAAAAGAGUGAUAUAUAUAAAAAGAGUGAUAUAUAUGAAAAGAGUGAUAUAUAUAAAAAGAGUGAUAUAUAUAAAAAGAGUGAUAUAUAUAAAAAGAGUGAUAUACAACAAACAAAUGAUAUAAACGAAAGAGAUAAUUCUUAUAAAAAAGGAGAUAUACAUGAACGACAUGAAUGUCAUGAAAACAAUGUAGUAUCAGAAAGAAAUAUUCCAAAUAAGAACAAUAGUACAGGAAAUCUUCAUAAUAAUAAUGUCUCCAAUUCACAAAAAGGAAAAAGCCGUUCCUUUGAUUAUCAUCGUAGAAGUAACAAAAACAAUUUUUAUGAAUACAAAAAGAAUAAUAAAGAUGAUGAUAAUAUAUUGAAUAAAUUGUUAACCAUAAAAUAUCAAAAUAAAAUAGAAAAUGAUAGUUUAAGCAUAAUGGAGGAUAAUAUACACAAUGCUAAAGAGAGUAGUGUGAAUGAAGAUAUGUAUGAAGAGCAACCUAGUUCUGAAGAGGAAUAUUCAGAAGAGAAUAAUAUGGAUGAUGAAAAAGAUUCCGUUAAACUAAAUGACAAGGAAAGUGAAUAUAAUAAAAAUAAUUGUAAAAGUGUAAAAUUAAUACAAAAGAAAAGUGAUUUUAAUAAUGAAAAUAUAAAUGAAUUGAAUAUAUCACCAUCUCAUACGGAUAUUGAUAAUAAAGAAAAACCAAAUAUAUUGUUAAAUACUACAAAAGAAAAAAAUCGUAUUAUAAAUGUUAAUGAAAAGGAUGAUAUAUCCAAAAUAAAUCAAAUAAUACAAGAAGAGAAAAAUGAACCAAAUGAUAAUAUAUAUAUUAAUGAUGAUGAAGAAAAUGAGGGAAAAAAUAAAUUGAAAACAUCCAUAUCAUCUUCAGAUAAUGGAAUACCAAAAAUUAAUAUUUUAAAAAAUAAUGAAAACUAUAUUCCAUUAGAUAUUGCUUUAAAUUUUGUUAUGGAUAAUGCAAAAAUGAAGAAAAAUUUACAAAAGGAAGAAAAAAAAGAUAAAGGAAAGAACAAAACCUUUGUUCAGUGGUUAAUGGACGAAAGAAAAAGAAGAUUAAAAAAUAACUUACCCAUAGAUAUUUAA
Plasmodium adleri (nom. inval.) is the source of this 4935-nucleotide messenger RNA. RefSeq names its product conserved Plasmodium protein, unknown function. Bases 1 to 4935 code for a protein of 1644 amino acids. The record is from RefSeq and is a predicted model, not a curated record. Lineage: Eukaryota; Apicomplexa; Aconoidasida; Haemosporida; Plasmodiidae. The transcript is spliced from 2 exons.